UGUAAUUAUGCCACUAUAAGGUGCGUCUCAAGAUGACAGCCAAGACUUUCUAAACUUGAACCUUAUUUGUUACAGCCUUGUACUGGAAUUCCCACUCGUCUACAGCAACACAUUAAUUCGUCGAAAUGGCGGUCUCUCCCGAAGCCGCAGCGAUUAUCCAGCGCAAGAAGGCGCAAUACUGUCGCUUUGCCGACUCCAAUCAAUGGAACCGCUUCGACAGCAUCAUGCUACCCAACGCUACAUUCCUCUUCCAUAACCCAGAUGGCAGUGUGAUCACAAAGGGAGAUAUCGAGUACUCAUGGUCAUCUACAAAAGAUUGGGUGGCGUUCUUCGAGAAUGAGUUCAAGACGAUGCAGACGAUUCAUAUCGUCGGACCAGCUGAGAUGGAGCAGAUUGCGCCUGAUGAGAUCAAGGCUAUUUGGGCUGUUACGUAUCAUGCUGGGACUAAAGAACAUGAAGGUGGUGUUCAUGGAACGGGCGGUGGGCAUUAUCACGAGACGUGGAAGAAGGUUGGCGAUGACUGGUUCAUGGAGAGUUUGAGGAUGGAAAGGCUUUACUGGAAGCUAUUGAGCGUUUGAUCAGUUCAUUCAAGGCGACUACAUGUAUCUACAUCUAAGAAGAGCUAGUGGCUCCAUUUGCGCCGUUUACUCCGUUUGUGCCAUUUGCCUUUUUGGCUUCAGAAGCAUCCUCAGCAUCAACCCCUCUAUACUCAAAGUACUCGCUCCAUUCACGAUCAUUGAUCAAAUCUUGAGCAAGCCUCUUCUCGUAAAAGAUAGCAAACUCACACCCCUCAUCUGACUCAGGUGACGGAUCACGAGGUGGGUAAACGAUGAUGACACCCUCUGUGAUCCGAUCGAGCAGGUGACGGUAUGUAGCUGGCUUGGCGAAGCCAAAGUCAGCUGAAGUGAUGUUUGCAUCGCGAUGGUCCGUCUGAAGAAUCGACAGAGGAGGCUGAGCAUCGACUCGUGUGUUCAAAGAUGUCUUGUCGCGAAUGGUAGCCACCAUCUCAAGCGUCUUGUCAAGGUUCUCCUGCGUAACGCUGUUGGUCAAGCGGCGGAUAUACGACGCCAACUCUGACAACGACCACUCCGACAUUAUCUGUGCAACAGUAGGCUGUGUAACAGGUGCAGUAGGAGACGUAACAGCGAACAUUACAUUAUGCUGAAUACGCGGCGGCACCUUUGGACUGUGCAUCCGACGUCUCAUAUCGAUAGCUUCACACCAGUAUAAAGUCGAGUUCGGAUCGGGGUUGAAGACGGGCGCUCGGAUACGUGUGAGGUUACGCCAGAUAAAGGCUGAGAAGGCAUCGUAUGUCGAGAUCCAGGUUCCGUCGGUGGGAGUGGCUUUGGCUUUGAGCUCGGCGGCUUUGCUCUUGGGGAGGUGGAAGAGUAGAGACACGCCGACUUGGUGGGCUGGAUGGCGCUCUGGGGGGGCUGGACCAUCGAUCUUUUGAUCUUCUGGGGGCUCUUGCUUGAUGAGGCGCGAGACGUCGAGGUUCAGAGGAUCCCAGGUUGGAUGUUUGGUGCCGUUCACAUCAGCGUAGCAGUUCUCAGCUAGCUGAUGAACGAAGCCUGCCCAGCCCAUUACAUCGUUGGUGUAGUGGUGAUGAUGAAUGUUGAACACCAAUCCACCCCUGAUGAAGUUGGCCUUGAAGGCUGACACGACGGGACUGUUGUCAGGAUGUGCUUCAGGCUUCUCGCCAUAUGUCAUGGGCGGUACACUCCAUUGCUCAAGAUCCCCCAGCGUCACCGCGCUAAAAUUCGUCUUCUCAAGAUCCUCAAAAGAAGGAUACUUGUCCGUAUCCUCAGGUGCAUCAAGCCACUGCACAAAGAACCGCACAGUACUAUCCCUCUUCUUGGUAAAUGAGUGACCACCGCCAGGAUCCUUCUCAAUGGCCCCACAGUAGUGUCUCGCCUGCGCCAGCGUCCUCUCCAGCCCAGCCUUGAGGAUCUCAGCGGCUCUUUCUUUCUCCGAGUCCUCUAGCUUGAAGAACAGAGCGUAGUUGUUGUAGCUGCAGACUGUGAGGUAGUCGAGCGUGGUGACCUUGAAGCGUUCCUCUUCGGGGUCGUUUUCCCAGCCUAGUGGGUGAAGAUGGUAGACCUCUUGCUUGGGCAUGGCGGGCGUGGGGCUUGUGGAUAUGGUGAGAUGUGUGUGUGAAAGUUUGCGUGAUAGGGAGGAGUAUGGGUGUGAGAUUGAGCUGGAUUUAUGAGCCUGGUAGCCGAGAGUGGGUUCUUGGCAGGAUGGUUUGGUAGCCCCUUUGUUCUUCUUAGCUGCUCGUUCUAAGAAGCUACCAGGGUCAACAGUGAGGGGUUGUCAAUACGAAGGAACGGGACCAAGUUGCUGGCUACAGAAUCGACGAAAAAGUUGAAACAAUAGUCUUGGGAACACCCAACGGCUGUACGUAAGAAAGUGGCCUGAUUCUUUUAAUGCAGCCAAGGCAUUAACUGUCCUUGAACCAACGCAGCGUUACGGAUACCAGGGACCUGGUUCUCCGACAAUUAUCCAAGCAUGCGAAGCGCCGAUCAUCUGCAGAUUUCUGAUGAAGAUGUUGCCAACAGUGCCAAGUCGGCCA
Molecule: messenger RNA, 2572 nt
Organism: Fusarium verticillioides 7600
Lineage: Eukaryota; Fungi; Ascomycota; Sordariomycetes; Hypocreales; Nectriaceae
Exons: 2
Coding region: 126-578 (150 amino acids)
Source: RefSeq, a predicted model, not a curated record